AUGGCGCCUCGCUGGACAAACGAAGAGAUGGACAGACUUCUCGAACUUACCGAUGUGGGUAAAUCGCGAGAGGACAUCGAAAACACAAUGGAGAAAGAGGGCUACCCUCGUCGCGGAUGGCAAGCAACUAAGACUAAAGUGGAGAUGAUGAGAAGAGAGGGGAUAACACGUCAGAGCUUGCAAGCAAACAACGUACUGAUCUCUUUAAAAAAAUCGAAUGAAGCCAGGCUGACGUAUUUUUAUUUAGGUUUCCCCAAGCCGUACAAACGAGGACGAUGGGGUAUCAGCCACCAGACUCUUGUGAAUGCGACUAACAGGUUCCUUCGACUAUCUCACCCCAGGGCCGGACAAAUUGGUUCUCCGCACCUAGGCGAUUCUACCACUCCAGCAGUGUCUCCUUCACACCAAUCGAAAGUGAACGUUCCACAGACACAAAACAGCCCUGAUGCGGCUACACCGGAGAAGGAACCACAGACGCAAGAAGAUCAUAGUGAGCCGGCUCCGCUCACAGAAGGAGCGGAAACACAGGAUACUCAUUGUGGCUCUACAUCGGGAGUAGAGCCAGAACCACAAUCACAAGAUGCUCACGACGAGACUUCGAUCUCAAAUGGCUUGCAAUGCAAGAUGCUCAUGACGAGUCUCCGAUCCCAGACCCAGAUGACUUGCAAGCUUUAUGACGGCGAACAUGAGGCUCUGCCUCAGGAAGAAGAACAAUUGGAAGACGAUCAUUCUGGUGUCUCAACUACGGAAGACGCUAAUUCUGAUGUCUCCGUUACUGAAGACAACGAGGCGGCAUCGACUCCUCUACGGCCACAAAGAAAUUACUUGGCUGCACACAACAAUUGGAACAAGAAGCGAGUCAACCAUCUUUGUGAACAGGAGGAACGACGCUCGAAAAGAGUCAAGGAAUGGGAUGGGACGCUUCUUGUAAACAAGGUCAACUUAAAGGAAACUAGAUAUCGGAUUAGAGGGCUCGAACUAGAGCUAAAUGAGUUUGAUCAGAAAGAAAAACAGCUUAAGCAGGAACUACAAAACCUCGAACAGGAUCGACAAACGGUUGGCCAAGAAUUACGGGGCCUUGAUCAGGCAGAAGAUAUGAUUAAUGAAGGGAUAAAAGAUUUGUCGGGUCGGAUCGACGAAGAGAAAGCAAUGGAAAAGAGGGAAAGGGCCGAGAAACAGAUUUUGGAGGAGCAAAUUGCAGUAUAUGAAAGGAACAAGGCGGCCUUCGAGUAGGCGAUGGGGUCGAAGUUUCUUACGCGUG
This is a messenger RNA of Aplosporella prunicola CBS 121167, 1261 nucleotides long. RefSeq lists its product as uncharacterized. Bases 1 to 1233 code for a protein of 410 amino acids. The transcript is spliced from 2 exons. NCBI's taxonomy places the organism in Eukaryota, Fungi, Ascomycota, Dothideomycetes, Botryosphaeriales, Aplosporellaceae. The record is from RefSeq and is a predicted model, not a curated record.